AUGGCUUCAAUGACUUCUGAGGAAGCAUACAAGACGCAUCGCGUUCUUAUCUACUCGAUUGUUCUCAUUUUCGAAGUGUUCGGACUGUUUGGUAAUGUGAAUUUGGUCUUUGUGAUUGCCAGGAACAAGAUUUUGCAGUCAAAGUUUGGUGGGUAAAACACAGCGCUCAAAUCGUGUACUAUUAAUUUUCAGGUCUCAUUCUGGCGUCCCUGGCAACUUUCCACACGGUUUGUCUGUUGUGUGAACUCAUAAAUUUGGGAUACGGAGUCGCAGGUACGGUACCCUUUUUCCAGAAGCGCUCUCAGAUCUUCUUCCCUCGUUCCAGCCACAUUCUACUCCUUCCACAUCUUCCGAAGCGUUUGCUUCCACUCCACUUUCCCCGUAAUUCUUGCCCAUUGCCUCCAAACCGGCACCAUCUGCGUGCUCUCCUUCGACCUCUUUCUCUCUAUUCUGACUCCCAUCAAGUACAGACGCUUUGACAUUUCCUGGUACUUUCCCCUCCUCUACUUUCUCCCUGUCUGCUAUGGUUUCGGGAUCACACUAACCGCCAAGAUCCUUCUAGACGACAAGGAGAUUCCGGUAGGCUCUGCUCUGGCGGGCGGGCUUCCGAGCUUCGAAAGUAUCGGUUUCAGAUGUGCAAUCCACCGUCUUCGAUGGUUCCAUCUGUAAGCAAGUGGUGGUAUCAGCUCAUGUUCUUUUUCGCCUUCAUCACAAUCUUUUUCUACUCCUCUGCUUUCGGAUUGCUCUCGUGGAAAGGUUUGUUUGGGCGGUUUGUGGAGAACAGAGAACGGGCAGUUAUCGAAAACAAGAGUGAUUUCCUUUCUUGUUCGGUGUCUGACGUAUCAGAUCAGAAAAAGGGUGAACAGUCGAGGUCUAAGGGGUUUUUACUCGAUUUAGUAUACAAAAAGGUCUCAUUCCAGUACGUCACAAGUCAGUGGACAUCCAUCUGAUCGAGCGAAGAGCCAUGCGUACUCUCCAAGUGCUCAUUGUCUUUUUCCUGCUCACCCGAUUCAUUUCCACCGGCGUCGCUACAAUGGUCACUUUCCUGAAGGUGAACUCAGAGUACGCGUCUCUCGUGCAAAAUUACAAUGUGAGUCUGUGAGUCAUCUCAAAAUCACGUGUUUUGAAUUGCGUAGAUCAGGACGUGAUUGAGUUAGAAUUUUCAAGGAAAGGAAAAGGAAGUAAAUUGGCGGAAAGUGAGAGUUGUUUUGCAAGAGAACGAUUGAAACGGAAAUCCUUUUCAGGUGAUACCGGCGAUGGCGGCGUACUCGCAGAACGCCUACGUUUGCUUCUUCCGGAGCAAAGAGUACCGUCGGUUGCUCACCGAGCAAAUGGCUCUGUACAUUCCGUUCGUGGAGAGUUCGCAGAGUCUGAAGCAAGUGGAGAGGAGCACAACGAAGCACUUUUUGAAUAACUGUGAUACUUCGCGGAAUUCGGCACGAUUCUGA
This is a messenger RNA of Caenorhabditis sp. 36 PRJEB53466, 1448 nucleotides long. Lineage: Eukaryota; Metazoa; Nematoda; Chromadorea; Rhabditida; Rhabditidae. The record is from the annotation of a GenBank genome assembly.